Molecule: messenger RNA, 1736 nt
Organism: Daphnia magna
Lineage: Eukaryota; Metazoa; Arthropoda; Branchiopoda; Diplostraca; Daphniidae
Product: corticotropin-releasing factor-binding protein
Exons: 7
Coding region: 197-1207 (336 amino acids)
Biological process (GO): negative regulation of corticotropin secretion; negative regulation of corticotropin-releasing hormone receptor activity; hormone-mediated signaling pathway
Molecular function (GO): corticotropin-releasing hormone binding
Source: RefSeq, a predicted model, not a curated record
UGGAAUCCUCGCAGUCGUCCGGCCCACAUCGUCCUCUAUAGAGAUCUGAUACCAAUAGGCUCAAUUUUCACCCGAAAAAAAAAAACACAAAUUCAAAUAGAUUUGCUUGUUGAUUGACGUUUGUAAAGAAAUCGACGACAUUCGUGGAGAAGUAGCGUUUCACUAAAUAAAAGGCAAUCAAGAUCAUUUCGUCAUCAUGAAUUGGAUGCUGUUGGUAGCUGUGAUUGGCUUUGGCUCGAGCUGUUUGGCUGCUUCGCUUCUACCUCACGAGCAGGCUAAAAAUGCGCCUUCUUCUCCUGUUGACUCUAUUCUUCAACCUCGUCAACGAAGAGAUUCAUACAACGUUAUUGACGAUUGCAUGACGGUGACUUCGAAGGAUGGCCAUUUUUACUACAAAGCAAGUCCCAAAGACGAAGUGGAACCAGGUACAACUUGCGGCCUCUAUCUCAUCACCGAUCCGGAACGACAAAUCGAAAUUGAACUACUGCACGUCGACGUUUCUUGCGAAGACGGAGGCCUCAUUUCGGUGGUUGACGGAUGGGAACUCAAUGGCGAAUUCUUCCCGUCACCCGAAGAUCAUCAAUUGCCACUCGACCAACGAGUUCAAUCCGAAUGUGGCAGUCAUCAAGUCAUGCGUCGAUACCUUUCGUCGCAAAAUGCCGCUUUGGUCCAGUACAGAGUGCCUCGUUUAGGCCAAGGCUUUUCCCUCCGCGUCAACUACGUCAAGAAUCCUCAACCGUGCAAUAUCCUGGUGGAGGGGACGUCUUACGUUUACACUUUGAGCAAUCACGGACGUCGCCUCAACUGCAGCGUGACCACUCUCUUCCCUGCCAGCAUUUCACUUGUUUCUCUCGAUGUCGGUUUCACUAACCAGAGGCGAUUGAGUCGUCUCUUAUCAUCCCGUCGUGAUCACUUGAUCGCUCACCGUUCCACGGCCGGCGAAGUCGUUCACAACUGCGAGGAAAAAGACAUGUCAGACUACCUGCAGAUUGGCGGCUCUUCUGGUUUGGAUACUGCUAACAUGUUGGUAUCGGAUUCUAUCUGCGGUGCAGCUCGCGAGCCAAAAGCGUCUGAAGAAACGAUCGCAUGUGGCAUCACUACGGUGCGCCUCGUCUCGAGCGGCCGUCAUCGCAAUUGGGCGCAGGUUUCUAUACGCCCAGCCGAAGAUGAAGAUCUCUCAUUGGCCAAUUUCAUGUGCCCAGCCUAAAGAAACAUCGAGGCAACAAAAAAACAAACAAUUUAAAUAUCAAAUCUAAAUUAAUUAUGUUUCUAGUUUCUCUUAUCUAAAGACCUUUCACGAAAUGAUAUUGAUCCGUUGAAAGUCUACUCGUUUCAAUUCACUUUGACACAUGUCCAUUAGCUAGUCAUUUGACAGUUUUCCGACACUGUAACAAAAAUAUUAUUUAGCCAACAGAUAUAAACACCAUUUCGCCUGUACACGUACAAUGUAUGGCGAUGACAGCACAACUUCCUACAAGAACUUGGGAAAUUAGAGCAUUUUGUUGAAAAUAUAUUGCCGUCUACAAGAGGGCGACAUCUUACAUGCCCCAGUGUUACUCAUGAUCUCCCACACCCCCUACUCGCUCGUCUCUUAAUUAAUCCCCUUACCCAAAUAUUCCCUUUUGUUGUCAAUUCUCCCGCCCGAAGAUCAGGUCAUCAUUAGACUAACGAAAAGACAAAAUUAUGUAUACGGGAUUAUUUACUAUUAUGAUUAUUACAAGAUCAUCAAUGUAUUA